UACGGAUGUUUGUCAGAUGUGUGAUCAAAAUAAUGUGGUCGAUAAAAGAUUUUAUAAAGGAAAAAUUAAUUGUCAGAGCUGAUUCAGCUGCCGGUGCACCAGCGGGACAAUAUUGUUGUGAAUUUGGUUCGAGGAAAUAUUUUUUACUAUGUGGUGUCGGUGGAAUUGUUUCUUGUGGCAUUACACAUACAUUAAUAACACCUUUGGAUUUGAUAAAAUGUCGUUUGCAGGUCGAUUCCGCCAAAUAUAAAAAUCUAGCCCAUGGAUUCAAAAUAACCGUAGCUGAGGAAGGGAUCCUGGGUUUGACAAAGGGUUGGUUACCGACCCUUUACGGUUACUCGAUCCAAGGUUUCUUAAAAUUUGGUCUUUACGAAUGGUUUAAAGUUUACUAUGCCAAACUUGUCGGCGAAGAAAUCGCAUACGAUUAUCGCACAUGGAUAUUUCUAAUGAGUUCAGCUUCUGCUGAAUUUUUCGCUGAUAUCGGUUUGGCUCCAUUCGAAGCAUGCAAGGUUAGGAUUCAAACGUCAACCGGCUUUACCAGCUCUCUCACGACCGCCAUGAAGAUCAUGAUGCAGGAGGGUGGUCCAGGAGUCUUCUACAAGGGUCUAGUCCCACUUUGGUUAAGACAGAUUCCUUAUACGAUGAUGAAGUUUACCUGUUUCGAAAGGACGCUUGAACUUCUUUAUAAACUUGUCGUCCCAAAGCCACGCGCCGAUUGCACAAAGGCUGAACAAUUGGUUGUCACUUUUGCAGCUGGUUAUAUCGCUGGUGUAUUUUGUGCCGUAGUCAGUCAUCCGGCAGAUUCGGUUGUUAGUAAACUUAAUCAAGAGAAGGGAUCCACUGCGAUACAAAUAGCUAAGAAAAUUGGUUGGGCCGGUAUGUGGAUGGGAUUGGGACCACGUAUUGUUAUGAUUGGUACACUUACCGGCUUGCAAUGGUUCCUGUACGACGCAUUUAAGGUUUUCACCCGGAUGCCCCGACCACCUCCUUUGGAAAGAUCAAAGACAAAGAUUAGCGAUAAAAAAUAAUAUCGAUACCGUAACUUUUUGUAAAUCAAAAAUUAGAAUACCACAAUAUAUAGAAACUUUAUUUUUUUUUAAUUCUAUAACACGUCUUUAUUUAUCUUUACCGUCAAUUGGAAAUAGACGUCUUCACGAAACGACGUACAAUCGAAUCAAUCCACUCAUAUUAUUUUUAUACAAUGUAGCUACAAUGGAUCCAGGCAGUUGGUGUGUAUGUUAUUAAGUAGUAGAUUAGACAUGACGAAAUAAAAAUUGGAAAUUUAUUGAA
Molecule: messenger RNA, 1290 nt
Organism: Cephus cinctus (wheat stem sawfly)
Lineage: Eukaryota; Metazoa; Arthropoda; Insecta; Hymenoptera; Cephidae
Product: phosphate carrier protein, mitochondrial
Exons: 3
Coding region: 6-1028 (340 amino acids)
Biological process (GO): mitochondrial phosphate ion transmembrane transport
Cellular component (GO): mitochondrial inner membrane
Molecular function (GO): phosphate transmembrane transporter activity
Source: RefSeq, a predicted model, not a curated record